UCGGUGCGGCAUCUCUUCUGAAUUCUAACCUACUGCAUGAUCAGUCAAGGAGCUGCAGAUUCCUCCUAGGUUUGGUAAAGACGAAACUGCUUACCGAAGACGUUGUCAAUGACUGGUGUCUCGACCACCAUGGGGUCGAUUAUUCUCAUCUUCGUACUCGCGAUUAGUGCAUCACUUGUACCGGGAGGGGUGACUCAAGAUCCACCUGCGACCUUUUUCGUGACCUCUCCUAACGUGUUUCGGGCAGGUGUAGAAGAGAAAGUCGUCGUAACCCUCAUCAGAUCCCCACCAAACGUUCAGAACAUUGAAGUGAAAGUCUCAUUGAUGCGGCCCGGUUCGACUGUGACUUUUUCGGAAGAUACGAGACUUGUCAGCCCAGGUUCAUCUCAAUCCUUUUCGGUCGUAAUUCAAGCUGGUGAUUUGAUGAGAAAUGAGGGAGCUUUCCAACACAUGGUCUUAAAGGCUGAAUCUCUGAACCCUAUCUACCCAUUCGAAGAGCAAACAGAUAUCCUGGUCACUCUUCAAUCUGGUUACGUCUUCGUACAGACGGACAAACCAAUCUACACCCCAAACCAAGACGUGAUGAUCAAAGUCAUGUCCUUGGAUCAGGACAUGCUUCCAUCAGAUCGAGAGCUCCACGUCGAAAUAAUGGAUCCUAGUGGGACCAGUGUAAAAAGACUCCGAGAGACCCAUGCCGACCUUCCGGCUUCUAUCGGGCGAUUACAGGUCCAUAAUCAUCCAGCUUCGGUGAAUGGACCGUUUCGGCUUUCUAUGGACCCGAGUUCCUUGUCAAGUCAAGUGACAUUUGUGGUCAAGGAGUAUGUUCUACCGACAUUUUCAGUGAGCAUCGAAACGCCUAAAUACAUUCUAGCCGGAGCUGAUUCAGUGGUCUCAACAAUAAUUGCUGAGUACGUAUUUGGCAAGCCUGUGAUUGGCCGCUAUACCUUCAAGUAUGGCGUCGUGGAUAAUGGGACUGUUCAAGAGCUGGGAACUAAGCAAGGGCUGCUUGGUGAUAGUGGAAGGGCUGAAGUUACUUUGGAUGAUCUCAGUACUGAUUUUGGUGAAGACUGGUUUGUUCGGUUCAGAGGUCGCCACUUCCAUGCAAAUGCAAUUGUACAUGAAUCAGCGACUCAGUUCAGCGAAGCAAGCAUCAACACGAAGGCAAUCUUCGUUGACUCACCAUACAAAUUCAGUACAAAGCGAACUGUGCAGCACUUCAAGGCUGGACUCAAUCUGCAAGUAAAGCUGGAUUUAACAUUUGCAAAUGGAGAUGUGGCCCCCAAUGUUCCUGUAAAUGUCAUAGCAACUGCCACAUUAGGAGAUGGUUCUGAGGAGCUACUACGGAGACCUGAUAUAGCUGGUGGUCAAGAGGAGAUAUCCAACACUGAUGAUCAAGGAGGAGUCAGUAUGGUUCUUAACGUCCAAUCAAGUAUAACGAGCAUUCACAUUGUGGCAGCAACUCAUGAUCCGCAAUAUCCAAACAACCAAGCUGAUAUCUCCUUUGAAGUAAGUCCAGGAGUCUCGGCCAACGGUCGUGAUUACUUAGUCAUCAGACCUCAGAACACAGAUGAUCGUAACCUGAAUGUUGAUGUGAGCACUGAUUUCUUGAUUCAGAGGAUUGGAACAACAGGAGAUCAAGACAUAGAUCUCCACUUUCUUUGCAUUACAGGUGGCAAGGUUGUUCUGGAGGGAGUUCAGAGAAGCAUAAGUGCAGCUGGCACAAACCUGGCCAUAACAAUCAGAGCAUACAUGGCUCCACAAAUGCGACUGAUCGUCUACUAUGUCACCAUGGAUGGCAGCGUUAUUGCCGACUCUCUCCUUUUAGGUGUGGAAGAAAAGUGCAGACAAGACCCACAGCUUUCUCUGGACAUUCUUCCAAGGAAUGUAGGACCUGAACGUGACGUUUAUGAACCCAAUGGGCAGAUACAGGUGGAAGUUACUGCACCUAUCGACUCCAAUGUUGGCCUUCUAGCUGUUGAUAAAGCUGUCUACCUGCUUAGAGACAAGGACCGCAUGGGCAAACAAAAGAUGUAUGAACGGAUGAGGAGCUAUGACACAGGAUGUGGACCAGGAGGGGGACAAAACACUGCUCAAAUUUUCAAGGAUUGUGGAAUGACUGUACUUACCAACGCAGGUCUGGAUGUUCCUAUUCGUGAAGAUGUUGAAUGCAUGGAUGAAGAUACAAGAAGGAAGAGAUCGAUUGACAGGGAUCAACUGUGUCUGUAUGAUCCGACUUAUCUAGCAGACUGUUUAGCUGAUAAACCAAGGUUGCGAAGGGUGCUUACAGAAGGCGGUUGGCUAUGUCCCCGCCGUGCUCGCGUUUUGGAAGCCGAGUGUAACCUAGAACCGGACCAAACACAGGUAUAUCGAGAUUGCUGUAUAAAUAGUAUGAAUCCAGUCGUGACUGCAACUUCCCGAUCAGGUGGGGAUGGUGGAGAGCAGAAUGCUGCUGUGAAGGUGCGAGAUGACUUCAGAGAGACGUGGUUUUUUGACGUUGUUUCCAUGCCUGAAGAUGGUAGUCCGUACUUAUACCCGGUCUCCAUUCCAAGUAGUAUCACGGAUUGGCAUUUGACAGCUGUCAGUCUUUCACCUACUCAAGGAAUGUGUGUUGAAGAUGAAACCACAGUGAGUGUGUUCCAGGAUUUCUUCAUCCAGCUCCACCUUCCCUACUCGGUUGUCAGGCUCGAACAGACACAAGUCAUCGCCACCAUCUUCAACUAUGGUUUCAGUGAUUUUGAGGUCAGUGUUAAUUUCACUGUUGAUCAGGGCUUGUGCACAGCGGAAAAUCCUGCCAUUCGCCACGUUUUUGUUGAAUCUAAACGGGCAGCCUCUACAACCUAUUGUACGCCCUGUGGAAGUAGGGGAAUUCCAUAUACUGUGACUGCUGGUGGAAGCAAGAAGCGGGACAGCGUCAGGAAAACUCUUCGAGUUGUGUCUCAAGGAGUUAUGCAGAGGAAAAGUAGAUCUUUGACCCUGAAUCCUGGGAGAGUGAUGUUCAGUGAUGAUGUCACCACACCGUCCCCUAAUAACAGCUUAGGCUCAGGCCCAGGAACUAUAUUUGGGGAGGGCUUUCAGCAUGAGGAGAUUGCCAUUUCUUUGCCUGGAUCUUCUAUUCCAGACACUGAAUCUUGCAGUGUCAAACUUAUCGGUAACCUACUUGGAACUGCAUCCACAGAUCCCAUAGGUGGGCUAGAUCAUCUGGUGAGGCAACCUAGAGGCUGUGGUGAACAAACCAUGAUCUACCUGGCUCCAACACUCUUUGUCUAUCAGUACCUAAUAGCCGUAGGAUCAGAUACAGCAGAACAAGAGGCACGGAUCUAUGACUACAUCGCUGAUGGAGUUGCCCGAGAGUUGACCUAUCGGCAAGACAAUGGUGCAUAUGCAGCAUGGAAGCAUCGACCUGGAAGUACAUGGUUGACGGCAUUUGUUGUGAAGGUGUUCAGCCAGGCUAAUAGGUUCACUAGGGUGGAGCCAGGCCAUGUAGAAGGUAGUAUAAACUGGCUCAUUGACAACAACCAGCUACCGUCAGGGGCUUUCCAAGAAAGUCAACAAGUAAUUCACCAGGAAAUGAUUGGAGCUGUAAAGGGAGAAACUUCUAUGACAGCAUUUGUUCUCAUCUCUCUCCUGGAGAGCCGGAAUUUACUUGUCCCUGCAAACCAGAAAAUUGAUGAGGCAAUUGGGAAAGCGACCGAGUACCUGGUUACCCAAGUUGAAAAUAUAGACAGAGUCUAUGACAAGGCUCUCGUCACUUAUGCCUUGGCGCUGGCUGAAAGCGCAAGUGUGGGGACUGCAAAUGGCAAACUGUGGGAAGAUCGAAAUGAAGAUGGUACUGGGGCUGUUAGUUUUACACCAGAUGAUGCCAACUAUGAAGAUGGCAGUCAGCCAUUUUGGCUACAGAGGAAGCCUUCUGCUAUUGAGAUAGAAACCUCCGGCUACGCUCUCCUGGCACAACUUGCCUUACUUGAUUAUCAAAAGGCAGGCAAAAUUGCUCUCUGGCUUAGCAAGCAACAGAACUAUGGUGGAGGAUUUGUAUCAACUCAGGAUACCGUAGUAGCACUACAGGCACUUGCCAAGUAUACUGAGCGUCCGGAGUUCAAUACCAUCGAUAUGAACUGUGACGUGGCAACUGAGCAAAUCCCUCUUCAUAGGUAUCACAUUGGGAAUGACAAUGCCAAAGUACAAGAAGAAGUUGAUGUGUCACCGUCAAUUGGACGCAGCUUAACAAUUGAUUCUAGAGGAACUGGGGUUGCCAAAGCAAAUGUGGAGCUGCGUUACAACACAGAAAAAUCUGAUAUUGACACCUGUCCAUUCCAUCUUAACAUCAGUGCUGUAGAAGUCCCAUCAGAUGAAGUCAGUGGUCAGAAUGUGAAGGGGCUGAUGAUAACAGUCUGCACAAGCUACAAUGGUGAUGGAACAACCCAUAUGAGCAUUGUUGACGUAGGAUUGUACUCUGGAUUUAAGGCUGUUGAAGAGGGACUUACAGGGCUCAAACAGGUGGUGAACGGCAGUGACUUAAUUUCUUCGUAUGAAGCCAGCUCACGCUCUGUUAUCUUUUAUUUAGAUACGAUUCCGAGUGAUGAAGAUCUGUGUUUUACUUUUUCUGCCGAAUCUGACGUGGUUGUAGGAAAUGUGCAAGCAGCUGCUGUACAUGUCUACGACUAUUAUGACCCAGAGAAAUCUUGCACGAUAUUCUACAAGCCUGGUGAUGGCAGUGCCCUCUUGUCGACGCUUUGCUCUGAAAAUGAAUGUAUCUGCUCUGGUGGAUCCUUAGAAUACUGCAACAUUGAUCCAUGUCCUGGGCCAUAUACAAGAAUUGACCUGGAAGGAACUGCCUGUGCAAGCCACAGUAGUUAUGCACUCAAGAUCCGGAUCGACGAGGUAGAAAUAAAAGAAGGCUUCAGGAUCUUCAAAUUUACCGUCUUGAACCCGAUAAAAACGGGAGAUGAAGAUGUACCCCAUCAGGCACAGAGACAAUUGUUCAUCAAUGAAGGUUGUGACUGUCCUAAGGUCAAGGGUCGUAAUAUUGGUGGAACCUUUUUGCUUGUUGGCCAGAAGUCACUCAAGUAUACCACUGAACAAGGAGAGGAAAGAUACCGAUACGUGUACGGCCCAACUUCUAAGCUGGAAUUUUGGCCAGCAACAAGAAAAGAAAGAAAUGCAGCGGUAUUUGAUAAACUGGUAGCAUUUGAAGCCCAAAUGGCACCUGCAAGCGCUUGUUCCAAUGAGAAUUAAGUCAUCAGUGAAAAGAAAGAGCAAAUCAUGAGCUUCCUUUUUUUCUUCUUUUUUUUUUGUCGAUGUAGAGGUCGAUGUAGAGGUGUCUUGGUCUAGUGGAUAUUAAAGUCACCAAACUUUGAAUUGCAUGGUUCACAGUUCAAGUCCCGCCUUGGCACUAAUGUCCUUUGGCCAGACAUUUAUCUACAUUUGCCACUUCUACCCUAGUUGAUGUAAAUGGGUACCCGGUAGAAUUUUUUCUUUAUAUGCUUGAGCACCUUAGCAUCGUGGUGGCUCAGCUACAGCCGGGGUAAUAAUGUGAUACUUUGUAUUAAGGGCAGUAGAGUAUAUUCAUAUACAUGUAGUAGCUGUUCUAUAUAAAUGGACAUGUCAUUAUUAUUUUCUUAAUUAUUAUGUUCCAUGCCAUUAUGACUUUACUCAUGCAGAUUCGUAAACAUUAGUUGGUAGAUUAUAUACUUGUUUUGUAUAGUAAGGCCACAGUCAGAUGUGAGAUGGUCAACCACGACAUUUGUUUAAAAAAGGACAUAUAAAAGGUAUUACGUUUCACAUUUUCGUAUCUUACAACACAGAGGUCAGUGAAUAUACAACAUGUAGGAUCUUUAUUGCGUGCAGUUGUCAUUAAUGUAUAUUUUAAUAAACUGUGGCAGCUUUGUUGAGUUGGUUUACCAUGGCAUAUCUGAACAGGCCUUAAGAAAUUAUGUGUAACUCUGACGACAAUCACUUCAAGAGGAAAUAUUGAAUUCUUCUUAUCUUUUUUCGUGAUAAAAAGGACAAAGAGAAACAAAAUAAGGAACGAGCAUACAGGUGUACAUGUGUUUGAAGGACUUAGUACAUAUUGAUCAUUUUUAUUAAUCAAAGUAGAAAGAGACUAGGCAGUGAAAUGUUUGUUUCAUCGUACAGACAUACAUCAGUUUUGGAGGUUUGAGUUUUUACACUUGUUUGACAUGUAUCUCACAAACCUCUCCAUUAGAACCUCCUUUCAAUAUUACAAAAAUAUGCAAGAAAAUUAAAAUUCCUGAAGCACAGGAAUACAUGUGGAGCUGCAGAGAGCUGCAGAUGAUUUCACAUGUAACCAUGAAACAACUACAAAGUCACAUAAUUUACCAGUACUUUUGAUAAUUUCCUGUUUGACAUUAAAUCUCCACAUUUUUAGCCUUGCAUGUAUUGCAGAGUACGAUAGUAUGAUGUACAUGUAUGGAAAUAGCAUGUAUGUAAACCAAUAAAAUAUGCUGUGUUUUACAUGUAGUUCAAUCUGUUAUGUACUUGUAAUUAUUGCAGUUCUGACAAUGACAAUUGUAGAUUUUUGGUUGAGGUAUAAUAUUGAUAAUCGCUUUAAUAAUCAGGGCCGCUAUUCAAUUGAAUGCAGUAUUUUACUCAGUUUUCAGCUAUAAAGACAAAAUACUAAGCCAAAUUUGGUAUGCAGUUGAAGACUUCGGCUAUUAGUAUUUUACCUUUAAGACAGCUCCCUAGGAGACUUGGGCCUAUUAUUUUGGAGGUCUUGAUUGGCAGACAUGAUGCUAUACCGUCUUCAUUAGCUGUGCACAAUUGUAUUAGCUAGCGCGCAUUUAAUGCGACUACAAUGCAUGGAGUUAAUGGCGUAUUGUUGUUGAUUGACAAUGUGAUGUAACAAUGCUUAUCAGCAAGUACCUUAAAGUCGGCUUACUAAAGUAAAAUGCUCAGAUAAGAUCUAAAUACGAGUUAAGACAUGUUCCAUAGCCAAGCAAACUACUAAGUAAACUACUGACUUAAUCCACCAAAUGAAUUGAAUACGGCCCCUGCCUGGUACUUUGAAAAUGUUACUUUUGUAUGGAUUGUUUCUAAUGACGAAAAAUAUGUAUCAUGUGUAUUGCAAUGCAUGUUCGUGUACACAGUAUAUGGACAAUUGUACAUGUAUUUAGUAGAAGAGGAUAUAAAGUUUAUGAUUGCUUUGAGCGAUAUUUACAUGUAGUAGCUACAGUAGGUUAAAAAAUACUUGUAUAUGCAACAUUGUUAUUAGAUCUUCUGCACAUGGAAGAUUCAAUCAUCUGUUGAGAAUUGUUAUGCAAUGAAUAAAUACAAUACCAGUAGUAGCGCCUUGGCAGAAUUACUGCUGGUUCAGUUGCUUCUCUUUUUACCAGCAUUAUAUGAUCACCACAUUUAUAUAUCAUUACAUAAACUUUGUUUUGGUGCACUAUACUUCAGAACAUACCGUCGGUUGGGUGACAAAACCUUGUAUCUCAAUUUUUUGAGAUUUUGAUUUUUUUGCAUAAUUUUGUACCUAAUGGCCUACAACACCACCUGAUAAAUCCACGGAACGCCUCCUUCUCGGGUUUUUUCACAAAUUCCACACAAACACCCUUAAACUAAACCUUGUAACUUUAACCCCCUUUGAAGCUGC
Strongylocentrotus purpuratus (purple sea urchin) is the source of this 7609-nucleotide messenger RNA. It is a transcript of the gene c3, whose product is annotated as complement component C3. NCBI's taxonomy places the organism in Eukaryota, Metazoa, Echinodermata, Echinoidea, Camarodonta, Strongylocentrotidae. Gene Ontology annotation, molecular function: endopeptidase inhibitor activity; protein binding. The record is from RefSeq and is marked provisional. Gene Ontology annotation, cellular component: extracellular region.